This is a messenger RNA of Melitaea cinxia (Glanville fritillary), 2121 nucleotides long. RefSeq lists its product as uncharacterized. The record is from RefSeq and is a predicted model, not a curated record. Lineage: Eukaryota; Metazoa; Arthropoda; Insecta; Lepidoptera; Nymphalidae. Bases 78 to 722 code for a protein of 214 amino acids. The transcript is spliced from 5 exons.
ACAUACAUUGUUGAACUGAGUGGACAUACGUCGUAGUUUGUUUUUUAUUUUGUGAUUUAAUAUUGUUCCGUAUAAGCAUGUUUUGCGAAUUACCUGAGUUUGGAAGAUGUUGCUUCUGCAUGCCCCUAAGAAGGGGUAUAUUGGUUUUCGGCUAUUUGAAUAUUCUCUUUUCAAUGUUCAUGGUCGGUCUAUACAGCUACUCAAUCCACCACAACUCAGAAUUCGUGUUAUUGUAUCACGGCGGAACAAUAACAGUUGACAGUGAACUUUGCAUUGCGAUAUACUGCGCGGAUGUUAUGUUCAAUAUCUUAUUGGUAUAUGGAGCACAUAGGGUAAUAUUCCUUAAAAAUAUUUCAAUAAACUUAAGUGUAUAUGUAUUUAUGUUCACAAAGCAAAUUAUGCUAAAGCUACAUUUCGAAAUGAAAAUCAUGUCUUAUUUACGAAUAUUUUACUACUACACCAUCGCUACCAUUCUGGCCUCAGUGUUACUGGAGGUAAUGUCGUGGGUCUAUUGGCACAUAUCUAUGGAACUUUUGCCGGUAAUCUUCGUGGGAAUAUGCUUGAAUCUCUAUCUACUCCUUCUUGUGAAGAGUCUCUUAAAGAAAAUAGACACAUCUGGACAUACCUAUGAGAACCAACUGCAUCAAUUCAUAAACGGGGAGUGUAAAGUUGAUGUAAAUGGAGUAUAUCCUAGCACUGUUGUACCAAAUGAGACUGCUUAGACUAUAUAUUGUAUUCUAACAUUUUGUGGUAUGUUUUUUUGCAAAAAUCUAAUAGUCCCAAGAUACAUUUAUAGAUAUUGGUUAGAAUGUAAAAAAGGCGAGUUUAGGAAAAUAAUUUUAUUUAUAAUUUUGUAUUGUAUUUGUAUUUGUAAAUGCUCGCAAUGUGUAUUGUCAAUUUAACGGACGAAAAACGAGUCGUAAAUUUGUAUUUUUUAAAAUAUCAGUUUUACAAUCUCUGCGAUCUUAGAGCUUAUUAGUUUAUUAGUUGAAGUGAAACAGAGGCUUAAGGCAUAUAGCUUAUCAGUAGCUUAUAUGUGAGAUAAAAUUUAUCAGCUAUUGUUGAAAUAGGCCCUGAUGUGAAACGAAAUAUUUGUUUGUCGAUUGUUAAUUUGAGUUCGUGGCAUUUGUCCACUGUUGCAAGCGCCAUGUCACUGCUAAUACGAGUAAACAUAUAGAUUAUACAGAGUGUUAGACACCUAACUACGUUCCUUUAAAUGGUGUGUGGUGUUAUAUCACAGGUCACGUUCCACAUAAGAUCCUAGCUAUUUUAAAUUUUACUUUGUCUUAAUAUACGAGCUACUCUGGUAAAGUACUUCUGCGUAACCGUCCAAUGAGCGCGUAGCCAUGGCUAUAAUUUACGAUGAAUAACAUUCUACAUUCUUUAGUUGUAUUUGUCAUUUAGUAAUUAAUUUCCUUUCACAGACGUAUUUACGUACUCACGAAAAGAAUAUAUGAUGCAGAACGAGUCUAUCAACGUAGCCUAUAUUAGCCUCUAUUAAGCAGUCAAAUUUAAAAAUUAGCUAGGUUUUUUUCCACGUGGAACCUGGUCUAUUAAUGGACCACCUACAUAAUCCCCAAUUUUAAGGAACGCAUUUAGAACUCGAACACCACGUGUAUGUAUGCUUAUCUUGUCAAAAGCCUUAACUAUAACAUUGAGUUUAUUUACACAUUUAUUUAUACUUUCACAGAGCGAUGGAAACCAAAGAUUUAUUUAUGUUAUUGUUUACUAUUUUAUGUUUUAGUUUGGUUAGUAAAUUAUAAAUAAGGGUAACAUUUGACGACGACAUUGGAGCAGAGAUUAUAGUACUGGCUAAUUUUAAAAUUUUCCAUGUACGAUUGCGGGUUCGAUCUCGCACAUGGAGUUUUUUGUAAAGCUCUAAAAAUGUUCUUCUCGGUGUAGGCGUUUAGGGUUGAGCGUGAUUCCGUAGCACUAACGUAGGAUUUAAAUCCUAGUGAGGGCCGCUGAGUGUAAAGCUUUAAAAAAACAAAGUGACGAUGGAUAAAAGUCCAAUUCUUCUCUUAAUACUGUGUAUCUUUAAGUAGCUGGCUGUGUUUUUAUUUUAAAAAAAAUAUUGUAUGUUAAAAUAUAGUAAAAAACAAUAAAGAAAUAUAAAACAAA